Effrenium voratum is the source of this 772-nucleotide messenger RNA. Lineage: Eukaryota; Dinophyceae; Suessiales; Symbiodiniaceae. The record is from the annotation of a GenBank genome assembly.
CAUGAAGGCACAUCAGAUCUGAUUUGUCCACAAACCAAGAUUGCGGAAUCAUAAAUUUGCAGGGACUGAGCCGAUACCCCCACCGAAUGCCCAACUUAUAGCCAACUUAUUAGCCGCUCCGAAUCCAGCUAGCAGUUGUAGCAUGCUUUUCGCAGCAAUGUGCAAUGGCAGUGUGCACCGAAGUAUGCAAAGCGGGGGCUAGACCAGCUAUUCAUUUCUGUAUGUUUUUGCCGCAGGAUGUGCAGAUGAUGGUGGACCAGUUGGGCACAAACCCUGUGCCCAUUCAGCUUCCCAUUGGCAAGGCAGACAGCCUCAGGCCACCUGACUCGGUGGAGGAUAACAAUGACGCCAUCAAGCGGUUGGAGAAGCAAGUUUUGCAGCUCGAGCGGCUGGUGGAAGAGCUCUUGGCGCAGAAGACGCAGGGCUCCGAACACUCGCCGCAGACGCAGGACCCGCCAACAUUUGCGGACGCCAUCCAGAAGGAUCCGGACACGCCAAAGUUUGGCCAUGCGACGGAUGAGCAUGGCGAGGACGACGGCCGAGUCAUCUUCCACAGCGAGGAGCUUAUUGUGAGAAAGACCUUCGUGGAGGUGGAUGAGUGCCCGAGUGUGUGGCAGAAGUGGAGGGAACUCCGGAGAUGCCAAUCGGAACCAACGCUCUUUCGUCAGGAGGACGACGACGACGAAGAGGAGGUGAUGCCAUGAUUGGCCAGCCUAGAAAUUGGUCGAGAAUGGAGCCGGGCCGGCGCCUGAAGCCGGUUUUGCAGUUGGGC